Molecule: messenger RNA, 408 nt
Organism: Aspergillus brunneoviolaceus CBS 621.78
Lineage: Eukaryota; Fungi; Ascomycota; Eurotiomycetes; Eurotiales; Aspergillaceae
Exons: 1
Source: RefSeq, a predicted model, not a curated record
UGGCAGAACAUCGAUCCCCCGCAUGAUCUACUGGUUUCUCUCGACGAGAAAGCCCUGGAACAGCAAUUCCUGUUAAACCGACCCCGAGCCACCGAGAUGAUCGACACCAGCAGAACCACGUCCCCAAAGUACACGUCCCCGAAGGGAGUGGCCGCCUCCCUCCUCCCGGGCUACAACGACGUCAGCGGCUCCGUCAUCGUCGACUGGGACGGGUAUCCGCAUUUCCUUUCCCCGCAGGAGGAAGUCGAUCGCAAACUGCAGCUGGAGGCAGCGGUGCAGGAGCGGAUGUUGGGGUUGCCGAGGCGGACGGAGUUCGCCUGGGAGCGGCCCGGUGCCCACCAGCAGGAGGGUCAUUAUGCUCCGCCGAGGUAUACGCCGGCGAGCUCGAAGUCCGGAUCGCGGUCCUCG